Molecule: messenger RNA, 2213 nt
Organism: Anguilla anguilla (European eel)
Lineage: Eukaryota; Metazoa; Chordata; Actinopteri; Anguilliformes; Anguillidae
Gene: c16h11orf16
Product: chromosome 16 C11orf16 homolog
Exons: 8
Coding region: 135-2036 (633 amino acids)
Source: RefSeq, a predicted model, not a curated record
CAACCACUGUAAACAAUUCAGCGAAGGCUCCUACUGCACCCAUUGCAGAUGAGAGCUUGGACACGACCAGAAAGAGACAGGAUCUCACUCCAGGUUUCACAUGGUUCAUUCCAGAGUGAGUGAUCCAGUUGGCAAUGCCAGACCUCUCCCCUUCGACUCCUGGCAUCUUCCCCCUGUUUCUGGGGACAUGGGACAGAAAUGUCACCUUCAUAGUCGACAUUUCAGAGGGCAUGUACCCUGCCAUUGGGUCGGUGAAGCAGUGGCUAGUCCAGACACUGCUGACCAAGGCCUCGCUGCGAGACUCCCUCUUCAACAUCCUUGGUUUCUCACACAAGGUGACUAAGUGGAGUGAGCAUAUGGUGACCUGUAGCCCUGAUACGGUGUACGAGGCGAUGUGCUGGAUCCACUCCCUGAGCUGCUCUCCUGGCCGGGACCUCUCAGGCGCUCUGACCACUGCAUUCAGUGACCCAGCCUGCCAGUCGGUCCAUCUGGUGACCAACGGCCUCCCGGACGACCCAGAGGAGCUGCUCUGGUUUCUCCCGGACAUGGUGGGGGUGCGCCCGGUGCAUGUGUUUUACCUGUCUGAUACCUGCUGCCCAGACAGCAGGAUGCAGACCUUCCUGCAGCGUCUCACUCAGGCCACCAGGGGGAGCUGUCACAUCCUGUCUCUCAGCUCCACAGGAGCCGUGGAAAAGGUACGUCCGCUGUACCUGGCAGAAAGCAGGAGCAGCCCAACAGCCUGCUCUGAACGGAAGUACUGCAGUGCAGGAGCUGUCCUCAGCAGGCCGUUAUCUUGUUCACUAUGUGCACCUCUGUUCCUGUGCCCUUACAGGUGCUCUCUGGGCCACCUAGGUGGAGAGUGUCCUGUGAGCGUGUGCAGCAGGGCCUGGGGGAGUUAUAGUGGCCCCCCUGCCUUUCUCCCAGGCAGCCGUGUGCUGGCAAGGAGGGAGCUGGACCGGUUUUACUACCUGGGGACAGUAAGAGAGGAACUGCAGGGCAGGAGGGGGGUGUACUUGGUGGAAUUUGACAGGCCGGCAGUGGAGGCGGGUUCAUGUGAGACGGCCCUGCAGCUGACCACCGCAUUGGACUUGGUUCCCCAUACACAAGCCCACGGACACAGCCUGGUUCCUGGGGACAAGGUCCUGGCGCCCUGGGAACCGAGCCUGGCCCGGUAUGGUCCGGGCAGCGUAAUCCAGGGGGUGGAGAUCAGGGACCCCCUCAGGGGCAGGAAUGAGAGCGGGCUCCAUGUGUUGUUUUGGAACGGCUGCCAGGUGAGGGUGCCAGGAGAGGUGGCUGUGUGGAUCCCCCCCUCUCUGCACGAGCGGAUCCUGCAGGAGCUGCAGCGCCCACUCUGUUACCACGGUGACGCACACGGCUGCCUGCCGUGGCCUCGCUACGCCCUGUGUCCAAGUCUCCCAUGCCUAGAUCCGCCCCUGCCAACACGACUGGCCCCGCCCCACCACUGCCCUCACAAAGAGUGGUGGUGUCUAUCUGCUGUGCCCCCUCAAACCAAUGGGCUGACAGGCACAACACUGACGAGCAGGAGGGAGGAGCUGGAGAGGAAGGUUGAUGCCCAGUUGAAGGAGCUCAGGGGAUUGAGACGGGCGGGGUCUCACUCCUCUUCCUCAUCAUCUUCUUUGUCCGAGGAUGUGGAUGAAGAGCCGAAGCUUGCCGGCGUGGAUGCGGUCAGUGCGGCAGUCAACACUGACCUCAGCCUCCUGGAGAAGCCGAAAUCUGCCUCCCUGGACCGGCCUGCCUGGAGGUACUGGGGAAGAAGCUGUGCAGAGCCGCAGCACAGACAGCCUGAACGACUGAUGAAGAACAAAAACAGAUCUACAAAAGUUUUGCCACCUGAAGCCCAGAUCGACAGCCCGACUAAUCACAGCUCGUUAUUUCAGUUGCUUCCUGUCACCACAGGACAAAGGCUGACCGUUAAGGACGUCUUGCACCAUAGUGAUUCUGGAUCGCCAUUAAACGGCGCAGUCCAGUUCCAGCUCAUUGUCACUGGUAAAAGUAUUCCUGUUACUCACACAUGAUGCUGGUUCUGUGCCAGAUCAAAGUCCUCUAUGUACUGUGGACAGAUUAUCAAAUUUCCAGAUGCUUUGUUUAUUCAAAGGGCAUUUAAUCACUCACUACCAAUUUGUUCAUUCUAUCAGAGUCAGGUUAUCUGGAUCAUCCGAUGUUAAAUACAGUAUUUUUGUCCCCACUGAAAA